This is a messenger RNA of Cotesia congregata, 321 nucleotides long. NCBI's taxonomy places the organism in Eukaryota, Metazoa, Arthropoda, Insecta, Hymenoptera, Braconidae. The record is from the annotation of a GenBank genome assembly.
AUGCAGAAACAAUUAACAUUGGUAUUGUUCAUCUUCGCCACUGUAACUGUAAUUACAGUUAUCGAUUCUAUAGAAGCUGCACCUUUCUCUCCAGAACGACAACUUUAUUUGGACCAAUUAGAAGAAGAUCCUCAGUCAUUUUACGAAUUGGUCGCGCAGUAUAACAAACUAAAAGAAUUGGAAAACAAACGGGCUUACGGACUUGAUUUUGGACUGAGCCGCGGAUUCAGCGGAUCCCAAACCGCAAAACAUUUGAUGGGUAUGGCAGCUGCCAAUUAUGCAAAUGGACCCGGACGGAGGCGUCGAUCCGAGCAGGCGUAA